Molecule: messenger RNA, 1347 nt
Organism: Rotaria sp. Silwood1
Lineage: Eukaryota; Metazoa; Rotifera; Eurotatoria; Philodinida; Philodinidae
Source: the annotation of a GenBank genome assembly
AUGCCGUCAUUAAUUCCAAUAGGAACAUUUGUACUGGCUAAAUGGCCAUCAACAUCAAAUUAUUAUAAAGCUCGUAUUAUUGAUUAUACUGAUGAUAAUAAUUAUGUUUGUCAAUUUUUGGAUGAAAGUGUUGUUGCUUUACCGUCGAAAUAUGUUGGUUUACCCGAAAAAUUUCAACGUACAACAAAAGAAAUUAGUCUUAUGCAUAAUGAACAAAUAUUUGUUGAUCGUUCUUUAACAUUUAAUUCAAUAAUUAUUUCUCUUAGUUGGAUAGCUAUAUUUUUAUACAUCCAAUAUAGUUUUUAUCAUAAUCCUGAUCUAGAUAGAUCAACUAGAUCAUCAAAUCGUACUCUAUUUCAACAAUAUCCUACUGUUGUUAUUCAAUAUCUUUUAUUAUGGUUUAUAUUACAAUUAAUUUUUGCUCGAUAUUUUCCACAUAUUGGUAGAGAACAACUUACUUAUAUGAAAGAAUCUCAUCCAAAUAUUUAUUAUAAACAUCGUGCAAAUAGUUUAUUGGCUUUUAUAAUUACGUCUUUAUUUUGCCUUGGGAUUGCACUUACAUUUAGUCUUAUUUUAUUAACUAAUAAACUAUUUUCUCAUUAUUAUUCAAUAUCUAUCAAUGAGAUUGAUCAUAAUCAAAAACGAACUCAAUUUGAUUUUCAUUUAUUUCUUUCAAUUCGUCCAGGUAUUAUUCUUUGGCCAGCACUUAAUCUUCUUUUAUUCUUAACUAUUCUCAAAUAUAAUCGUCAAAUAUCGAUACGUUUUGCACUUUCAAUUCUUCUUCAAACUAUCUAUAUUAUUAAUGUAUUUGUUAAUGAAACUUCAAUGAUACGUCAAUCAUUAGAUAUUUCACCUCCAUCAUCGUUCGAUGCAACUUUUACUAACCUCUGUUGGGUACCUUUCAUGGCAACACUUACUUCUUUUUAUAUUGGAAGCAGCAAUCGACCAGUUCAUACAUAUAGUCUUUUUCUGGCUGUCGUACUCUUUAUCCUUGGUUUCUUAUUACAAUGUCUAGCUAUGCGUCAACGCACUGCAUUCCAAACAAUGAACAAUACCAAUCUAGUUGAUUCUGUCAUGGUAAAUGAUACGCAACGAAUACUAACAAGUGGUUGUUGGCGAUGGUGUCGUCAUCCUCAUUUACUAGCUGAAAUAUUUAUGGUCAUUGGUUGGUCACUACCAGCUGGUAUAAAUCAUUUAGCACCAUGGCUUUAUACAUUUUAUAUCAUCGGCAUGGCUAUAUACAAAGCACAUUAUUUCGAUCGAGCACUUCAAAAUACAUGUACAGAAGGUGCUUAUGAACAUUAUAUUGCACAUGUGAAAUAUACACUUAUUCCAUUUGUCUAUUAA